Molecule: messenger RNA, 4824 nt
Organism: Haemonchus placei
Lineage: Eukaryota; Metazoa; Nematoda; Chromadorea; Rhabditida; Trichostrongylidae
Source: the annotation of a GenBank genome assembly
AUGAAUUUUGUCAUUCCAAAAAAGAAGCGUGUUGUGGAAAAGCUCCCAAUAGAUAUAUUGUCACUUGAGCCAAAGGCUACUAUCGAAGAAGUUGCCAAAGAUACGUCAAAGUUCAAUGUCGUCAAGAACAUUGUAUUGGAGAGCAUGUCCGAUCGUCAGGUCAAUCAAUUUAUGCACGUCGAGAAGGUUCAGCUAGUAAAAAACCCCUUCCUCGAAUACCGGUACGAUCAAUUUAAAGCUGCCUUGCGCUCUUCUGGUCAAAAUGAUGCGGAGGGAUAUGGAUUCUUACUCGUAGGAUUCGACGACGAGGAUUGGAUGCAUAUUUGCAAUUAUGGUUAUUCUGUCGGCACAGCGUUCUAUGGAGAUUUGGGCCUAAUAACACGAGGAGUUUACGUUUACCGUCACGUGGAUUUGGUCACCCCUUCGCUCUUCUAUAGAGACGAGAUAAUACGUGUUAUGAUUUUUCGAACUCUAAGAGGAAAGAGUUAUGCUGUUGGAUUGGGUUCCACUGAACUUGAGCCUACUAUGGACUGCUCUAGUCACGUCGCAGCUUCUGAUCAUAUUCCCGCUGCCAAAAAGAGUCGUCAACAGCUUCAUCGUCAGUCAGCGGUCUAUCAUUACGAAUACAACAAGGACAUGACUGUGGCAGAGGUUCCUUCUGGAGUAUUACCCUAUGCCGUGGUGGACUUGCGAUUCAGCACCUCCGAGAAAAACCAACACUCGAGUAUUCUCCCUUCUUUGGGAUACGUGAAUGAUCAGCUGUAUUUGUAUCCUGUUUAUGAAGGAAGUCUUUCAAUUCUCUCUGCAGCUUUUGGAAAAGCAACUCUUUAUACAGUUUUUGAAGAUUCAAACAAACCCCAUGGAUUGGACGAAUCGCUGGCAUUUACUAAAUUGCUAAAAUGGGCCGAUGCUUAUGACGUGAGAGGGUUACCACAAUUGAUGGCGCCGGAUACAUGGGGUUUGAUCGCAAAGCAGCGCGAAGUCUGUGUUAGGAAUCACAACGAGCGAUCUGAGAAGUGGAAAGUUCGCUAUGUGUCUCACUUUGUGUGGAUGUGUAAUGAGCCACGUUUUGCUACAAUUGCCAACGCUAUGCGUGUCGAACAAUGCGCUGCUAUCGCUUAUUCGAUAGAUGCCACUACAUAUGUGGCAUUUCCUUCUAGCCAAUUUUCGAAUGUGUUCGGCCUACCGUGGCUGAGAUUUCCUUCUCUUCAUGUUUUAGUUAUUCAUGCCAAUCCACUCUUCUACGCUGAUCCAUGUGAUGUGAACUGCUUCAACGAUGAAGCGGAAAUUUUGAGCAAAAUUCCUCUCGGUACCGCAAUUCUGGAUGGCGAUGAUAUAGCGACUUGCAACUCUUUUGACCUUCAAGAACACUUAAAGGUACCCCAACUCAAUCAUUCUGAACCGCGCGUACCUGUUGCAAGUUCGCCGUUCAAUGGAUCACCUUCUCAAGAUUCCAAGAAAUCUAUCGAAUCAUCUCAAAAUGCGUGCACGGAUGGCAACACUGACGAGCCCAAUCCUCUUCCUCCGGUUCCUCUACCACAGUUUGCCGGCAAAAGCUGUCUACGCAAUAAGCCUCCACAAGUCUUUGUAGAGCAACCUCCCUUGAUCGGAAAAAGUGUGCCUCCUCCUGCACCAGGCACCAAGAAUGCGACAAUUUCUGGAGGUGCACCAAUUAGGAAAACCCGUAUACGAUGGUCCGAUAGUGUUGUGGACAAUGAGAACAAAUGCGGAAAGAAGUUGUCAAAUGAUCGAGAUGAAGCAGUUAAGGCAGGGCUUCAUGGUCGGGUUCCACCCAAAGAUUUAUUAACAAGAAAGCAACCACCUGCUAUGGCUGAACGAUUGGGACCAACACCAAAUUCCACGAUUUUCGAUGUUACUACAACUUCUUCCUCUGCCGUGAACAAGCACAAGGAUCUAUUCCAGGGUGUUUUCAGCACAAUUGCAAAAGGAGGCAGUGCAGAUGCCGAUACAGCGGAUAAUGGAGUUGAGCCUGUGCCCUUUGUUGAGCAAGCUUCCGAAUCGGCAAAAAGCACGUCCAUGCCCCGGCGUCUUGGAACGAAAAAUUGCAUAAUAACGUCACUUCCAUUGCCUCUCCUCAGUCGAAAUACGGACACUUUUUCUCGAGAAUCUGCUGGUUCCCAGUCGGUGUCGAAUGCAAAUACGCAACCAUCGGAGGACGAACUUACGGUGUGUGACAUGGAAAUCGAGUCAGGCUCUGAAGAAACACCUACACCUCCAAAUGUCAAGGCUUCUCCUGAAAAAACAGAUGAGGCAGUGGACUUCAUUGAUGAUCAUGACGAAGACUAUGACGCUCAGUUCAUGUGUGAAACAACGACGUCAAUGGAUUCACAGACCAGUUCAUGUACCUCGUCAGCAUCCACGACCUUUGGUGAAGAAUCUACAAUAGCGACUUCUAAAACGACCGAUAUACAGAACCAAUCAAGCGCCACCUGUGAAGUUUCUUCAACGAUCUCAUCGAGUAUAGAUCAAAAACCUGACAAUGUUGCGUCAUCUUCGGAGCCUGAUGCUCCUGCCAGCCCUCCUCCAACGUCUAUGCAGCAAAUGCCAGAAAAUGUCAUUAGGCAUGUCGUGUUACUGGAACUGCUAAGAGCUAACGAGUCCAAGACUCAAUGCCAAGACACUGAUCUUCGGAAGCUUCCAUCUUCUUCGAGUGCCGCGCCAAAGGCGGAUGAGGCCGUCGGACAGCGGCGGUCACGAUUCGAUCAACCUCCGCCUGAACUCAAAGAUCCUACUGGAUAUGUUCCAAAACCUGUUCCUACGUCAUCCAUCGGUUUUGUUGGCAACGUCCCCGCAUUGGGAGCUUCUGUUAUGGACACAGACCUGCGUUCAGCACCGCCUGCAACCUUGGCAUUUUCGAUCAAAAAGGCCGUAGCCACUCCAGCGCUGAAUCCUCCAGCUCCACUAAUUUUUGGUGAUGACGAAGACGACGACAAUAAUAAAUCAGAAGACCAGCAAAGCAGUGAACGAAGGGAUCGUGACGAUAGAAGAGAUCGUGAUGAAAGGAGGGAUCGCGAUGAUAGAAGAGAUCGCGAUGAUAGAAGAGAUCGCGAUGAUAGGAUAAGACGAUGGGACAAGCCUAACAACUUGCCGAAGUCUGCUCCAGUACCAAUUCCAGUGGAGGUACCCGCUCCAGUUUUGCCGCAAGCUAUUGGUGCAUGCAAGGAAAAGCCCUCGGAAAACUCAAAGCUAUUUCAUAUCUUAGCCGGAGCUAGAUUGCUACAAUCUCAACGUGAUAAGAAGGCCGCUGGGCAUGACCAAAUCGCGAAUGUUAAAACGGAGCCGCCCGACGUGCCUCGAAACGUGUCACGACCAAACGUAGAAGCAAACACAAUGACUCCUUUGCGGCAUUCCUCAGAUGAACGCGCACCAACCAUCAUACCCACGACUGCACAGCCAAAUAGUUCCGGCACGACCACGACUCUGCCCACCACGACUACUCAAACAAGCGCCACGGUACUUGGAAGCGCGUUCGGACUAUCCAAUGAUGUUAUACAGCAGCUACUAAAAAAAUCUGCAAUGUCGCGCCUUCCUGAGGUAAAGUUUGAAGCGAGCCCCUCGUUGCCGCAGACAUCCAUGCCAGACGCACCAGCUUCACCCGAUCCGGAAUAUCCGGAUUCACCAGAUGCACCAGCAUCACCUGAUCCAGAGGAUCGCGGUCCAACUGAAUCUGGUAACAACCCGAAGCCCCAUUCCGAGAUCCCACUUGACUGUUGGCAACCGACUGAGGACAAGCGUACUGAACCCUUAGGAACUGGCAUAAUCACUAUGCGUGCUCCCAGAAAACCAAAACGUCCAAAAGAUCAUGAUGGAGCUAUUGCUGUAAGUGAAGCGAUAAGGUAUAAUCUUGAAGUACCCGGUUUUCAAGGAAUAAUGAAACUAAUGAUCCAGAAUAGUCCAAAGAAUGCUGGUGGCACUGACACUGUCAUGGAUUCGUGGAUCAAAGCACUUGAGCAAAAAGGUGACGUAGCGUCAAAUUCGAAACGGGAAAAGAAAACUCCCAGUUCCCGUCCUAGUGUAGAUGAAGAGGAGGAAGAGGGAGAAAUCCUCAGCGACGACGAACCUCAGAUAGCUGCGCAACCUAUCACUGUUAUCGGAGCUGUGUCGCACAACAUUCACGCUUCAAUCGUAAGGCAAGCAGAACAACCAAAACCAGAGGUAACUCGACCGCCGGCACGUGCGCCAGGUGUUCGUUCAGUUGGUGAACCAGCGAUUCAAGGAAUCGGUGGGGGCUACUUCCCUGGACAACCAGGGCAGCGCAGAGGUAGUGGUUUCCAGUCUGGUCCUCCUCGACAAGAAGCUCCUGCAAUAACUGUGAUUGUGCCCGAUUUCAUGAUGUUCAAUCGGGCUACAAUGACGAGAAUGGAUCCAGCUGGUUUCGAAUCGUUUUGUGAGCGCCUCAAAGUUAUUCAAACACAGGAGAAUAGAAUAGUCUCUCUACAGAUUCACGAAAGAUUGCUCAACUAUAUUCGGGAUAUGAUGCAGUCGCUCGCUGGCUCUGAAACUGGAAGCGCGUUCCAAAUGUACUAUUCGGUAAUACUGAAGUACAAAAACCUAGGCGUAGUUCAUUUCAUGGAGAGGCAUUUGUGUGACGAUAGCGAUGUUUGUACUGCGCAGAUUAUCAACUGCUUCAACGGAUUACGGAAAAACUACUACCCAUCAACUGCUCUGAUUUACAUGUCGAAUAUGUCCCCUGGAUCCUCUACCGGAACUUCUUUGUCAGCGAUAGGAGUGCGAGUAAUGCCACCCAAUGCUGUGAUGCGUUCAUUUGGUUUGGAUUCUCCGAAGCAGUCUUUUCAGCUCUAG